AUGUCAGAUUCUAUUACUAAAGCACCACCUGUGACAUCUGAAGUGUAUGCGCCAGCAAUACAUAUGAAUCCAUCAGUAUUUAUUUGUCGGGCUGAAAAACCAGCAGAUAAAGAAAACACAGAAAAUAUUGAAUGUAAUAGAACAGGGAGCCAUGUUUGCGAUGAACCUUCAUUGUGGGCCGAAACACCAGCAGAUAAAGAAAACACAGGAAAUGUUGAAUGUAACAGAAGGGAGAGCCAUUCUUCUGAUCAAGCUUCAUUGCAGGGACCGGUAGCUCUUUUCUCUUUGCUGUCUGUACGGAUCAUUAGAAUGACAAACCUCAGAGAAGCAGAUUUGCUAAGCCAUAGUGAUUGCUACGUAGGUUUGAGAUUGCCAUCCUCUUCCUUCAUCAAUGCACGGACAAAAACUAUUUCAAAUAGCAAAAAUCCAGUCUGGAAUGAAACAUUCUUCUUCAGGAUUCAGACUAUGGCUAAGAAUAUACUUGAAAUAACACUCUAUGAUGAAGACAGCCCAUUGAGCGAUGAGGAACUCUGUUGUGUUACAUUUGAUAUAGCAAAUCUUCAGCCUGAAGAAAGAGUUUGCAAGCGUUUUGAAAUGAACAAAGAGGAAAAUGAAUUGCUAGAAGUGGAAUUCUAUUUGGAAAACAUAUCAGAUAUGCCAGAAAACCUUAUAAGUAAUGGAGUAGUCUUGUCUCGGGAACUUUGCUGCCUAAAAGUAGAGGUGAAUCACAGAGAAAGGAAGAAAAAAAGAAAAAAGCAAACUUUUGCAUGUACACUGAGAGGAUCUUAUGAAGAUGCACAGAAUAUUUUAUUGGAUUCAAGUUCCAGAGAUGCUCCGCCAAAUCAUACAACUUUCCACUAUGCCAAGUACUGUAAUCCCAAAUUAGAGAUACAAUUAUUGAAGAAACGUUCCAUUUGUUGUCCCUCAAAUACUACACUCGCCUUCACCGUGCCUUUGUAUCAGGUUCCUUUGGGAGAGAGAAUAGAAGUAGGAAAUGAUAAAGCAUAUGAAUUCUUUGUGACAGAAGAAAAAUGCCAGAAAAGCCCAGAUAUGCGUUUGGGCUUCGAUCUCUGUCCAGAAGAGCAGGACUUCAUCUGUAAGCGCAAGAAAUAUGUUGCUGCUGCUUUGAAAAAUGUUCUUCGGCUAGAAGGAGAAUUGCAGGACAAUGAGGUUCCAGUGGUGGCUCUUAUGACUACAGCCGGGGGAGUAAGAUCAAUGACAGCCAUGUAUGGGAGCCUGUUAGGUCUCCAGAAACUCAAUCUCUUGCAGUGUGUUUCAUACAUUACUGGUUUAUCUGGCACAACGUGGGCAAUGAUAAAUUUAUUCAGAGAUCCAUAUUGGUCACACAAGAAUCUAGAAGGCGUGAUCAUGGAUGUUCGGAAACAAGUGAUGAAGAAUAAAUUGUGCUGUUUUAGUCCAGACAACUUGAAAUAUUAUGAGAAGGAAAUAUGGAACAGACACGAUGAAGGUCACAAGCUGACAUUUGCAGAUCUCUGGGGACUAAUUCUUGAAUCGAUGUUUCAUGAUGAGCCAGACCCCAAUAAGCUCUCAGAUCAACGACGGGCAAUAAAUCUAGGUCAAAACCCUCUUCCUAUCUACCUUGCUCUUAAUGUCAAGAAAAGAUAUAGCACUUUAGAUUUUAAAGAAUGGAUGGAAUUCACUCCCUAUGAAGUGGGCUUCUUGAAAUACGGAGCAUUUAUUAAUGCAGAAAAUUUUGGAAGUGAGUUCUACAUGGGUCACUUAAUGAAGAAGAUCCCAGAAUCUCGGCUUUGUUUUAUGCAAGGCAUGUGGAGUAAUAUCUAUUCCCAAAAUCUGCUGGAUGCCUUAUAUUUAGCAGAAUGUUCAGAAGACUUCUGGCAUAAAUGGACAAGACCUAGAAUGUAUGAAAUUGAAGAAGAUACUCCCCCUUGGUUGCCCAAGAGACCAUAUGUGCAGCCAACACGUCUUUUCAUCCCUAAUGGUUCUGUGUCAGAUGCGAUUAAAGAUGUUGUAACCAUGCGUCCAGUUGUUGCAUGCUACCCCAAUUUUAUUAAAGGUUUGCAGAUGAACAACAAAUACUUGGAGAACAAUAAUUUUUCCAUGUGGAAAGAUACUAUACUGGAUUGUAGCCCUAAUCACCUGACUGAGUCUGAAGACUAUUUGGAGCUUGUAGACACAGCUUUCUUUAUCAACACCAGCUGCCCACCUCUUUUAAGACCAGAAAGACAAGUAGACAUUAUUAUACAUUUAAAUUACAGUGGAGGAUCACAGACAUUGCCGCUGGAUUUAAGCACAAGGUACUAUCACGGUCAGGGCAUCCCAUUCCCCAAGACUGAUCUGACAGAAGAAGACAGGAAGAAUCUCAAGGAAUGUUAUCUCUUUGAUGAUGCAGAGAGUCCAAAGGCUCCUAUUUUGCUGUAUUUUCCAUUGGUGUGUGACAGCUUCCAAAAAUACAAGUCACCUGGGGUGGAACGUGCUCCAAGUGAGAUGGACGAUGGCUAUGCUGAUGUCACUAGCACUGUUUUUUCACCAUACGCCACUGGCAUUCUGCAAUAUUCAGAGGAGGACUUCAAUAAGCUGAUAAAUUUGACCCACUAUAAUAUUCUGAACAAUGAACAUAUGAUUCUUCAGGCUUUACGGACAGCAGUUGAAAGAAAAAAGCAGCAGAAUUUCCGUUCCUCCUUUUAA
Messenger RNA from Thamnophis elegans (Western terrestrial garter snake), 2667 nucleotides. Its product is annotated as cytosolic phospholipase A2 epsilon-like. Gene Ontology annotation, molecular function: calcium-dependent phospholipid binding; calcium ion binding. Gene Ontology annotation, cellular component: cytosol. Gene Ontology annotation, biological process: glycerophospholipid catabolic process. Lineage: Eukaryota; Metazoa; Chordata; Lepidosauria; Squamata; Natricidae. The transcript is spliced from 22 exons. The coding region runs from base 1 to 2667 and encodes 888 amino acids. The record is from RefSeq and is a predicted model, not a curated record.